Chondrus crispus (carragheen) is the source of this 1414-nucleotide messenger RNA. Its product is annotated as 3-hydroxyisobutyryl-CoA hydrolase. Lineage: Eukaryota; Rhodophyta; Florideophyceae; Gigartinales; Gigartinaceae. The coding region runs from base 1 to 1347 and encodes 448 amino acids. Gene Ontology annotation, molecular function: 3-hydroxyisobutyryl-CoA hydrolase activity. Gene Ontology annotation, biological process: L-valine catabolic process. The record is from RefSeq and is a predicted model, not a curated record. The transcript is spliced from 2 exons.
AUGCGGCCCGUCUUCAAAAAUCUCGAGUACUGCUCCUCUCAGCCCGACAUGUCCAUGCUCCACCGUCUCCCCCUACUCGUCCGCCGCCUGCCACCCACUAUGCCGUCCUCACCGCGCACGGUCUGCACGUCGUCCCUGCAGCUAACGCACGGGGUCGCAUCCACGGGCCUGCUCGUCCCGGACUCGUCUCUGCUGCACCCAGUGCUAGAGCAAUGGGUGCCGCCCAACAUCUCGACUCGCACGCUGCUUCUAAACCGCCCGCGCGCGCUGCACGCGCUGUCCGAACCGAUGUGCUCCGCGCUUCACGCCCGUCUGCACACUCUCGCAAACCUGGGCACGCGCUGCGUCGUCCUCGCCGCGCACGGCACCCCCGCACGCGCCUUCUGCGCGGGCGGCGACGUCAGGGCCGUGUAUGACCAUGGAGCUGCCGGCCGCUUCGAGGACGGCGAUGACCUGUUUCGCAUAGAGUUUCGCAUGAACUCCCUCCUAGCACGCAUGCGCCCGGCCGCCGUCGCCAUACUGGAUGGAAUCGUCAUGGGCGGCGGUGCGGGCCUCUCGGUCCACGGCAAGUAUCGCGUGGCCACAAGCAAUACAGUCUUUGCUAUGCCCGAAUGCGCAAUUGCCCUAUCCCCGGACGUUGGCGCGAGUUACUUUCUGAGCAGACUCGAACAACCGGGGCUCGGCAUGUAUCUCGCGCUCACGGGCGCUCGCUUGAAGGGGGGCCAGGUGAAGGAAGCGGGCCUUGCCACGCAUUUUGUGUCGCCGGAGGGUGUUCACGAACUCAUCUCCAGGCUACAGGCUUCGGAGCUGCCGGACGAAGCCGCUAUUGGCGCUGUGCUGAAGGAAUUUGAGGUGGACACCGGCCCCGACGGUCAGCUUGACGGGUUGGACGUGAUUCGCCGGAGCUUUACGAGAGAUUCUGUGGCAUCCAUUUUGGGUGCACUAAAUGACAUUGUAAAGGAUGGAACAGAGCAAGAAUCUACGUUUGCGAGUUCGACUGUGGCCCUCAUUCGCAAGCAAUGUCCGACAUCACUCAAGAUCGCGUUCCAGGCGCAGACGCGAGGGGCGAGCCUGAGCGUUGACGAUUGCCUCAGGAUGGAGUUUCGGAUAGUCACGAGAUGUCUGCGGCGAGAUGAUUUCUAUACGGGUGUCAAGUCCGCGCUUGUCACCAAGGACCGCAAUCCAAUAUGGAACCCUGCCAACAUUGACGAUGUGUCCGACGAGGCCGUGGAGAAAUUCUUCGACCCACUUGAAAACGAUUUGCGGAUACUUGAGCUUGAGCUGGGCGAAGCUCAGAGCGAAGAGGUAGCAAAACCUUUCAGACCGCGGUUAAAUUCGCGCUUGUAAGGUUACGAGAGUCGCAUGUUCAUUAUUAUAUAAAGGCCGAACUACCGACCGCAGGAGUUGCCAAAAA